GCAGCCCGUCGGGUCGGCCGGGAGACCAGCGUGGCCAUCUGCAGCUUCGCCAUGUCGUCUGUGUUCGGCAAGCCCCGAGCUGGCAGUGGGCCGCACAGCGUGCCCCUCGAAGUCAACCUGGCCAUCCUGGGGCGCCGCGGAGCGGGCAAGUCUGCCCUGACUGUGAAGUUUCUCACCAAGAGGUUUAUCAGUGAAUAUGACCCCAAUUUGGAGGACACCUAUAGCUCUGAGGAGACUGUGGACCACCAGCCUGUCCACCUGAGGGUCAUGGACACUGCAGACCAGGACACCCCCAGGAACUGUGAACGCUACCUGAACUGGGCCCAUGCCUUCCUAGUGGUGUAUAGUGUUGACAGUCGCCAGAGUUUCGAGGGCAGCAGUAGCUACCUAGAGCUGCUGGCCUUGCAUGCCAAGGAGACUCAGCGUGGCUACCCUGCCCUGCUGCUGGGCAACAAGCUGGACAUGGCCCAGUACAGGCAGGUCACCAAGGCUGAGGGUGCAGCUUUGGCAGGCAGGUUCGGAUGCCUGUUUUUUGAGGUCUCUGCCUGCCUGGACUUUGAGCACGUGCAGCACGUCUUCCAUGAGGCGGUGCGCGAGGUACGACGGGAGCUGGAGAAGAGCCCCCUGUCCCGACCGCUGUUUAUCCCUGAAGAGAAAGUGCUGUCCCACCAGACCCCGCUCACAGCUCGGCAUGGGCUGGCCAGCUGUACUUUUAACACUCUCUCCACUAUCAGCCUAAAGGAGAUGCCCACGGUGGCCCAGGCCAAGUUGGUCACUGUGAAAUCAUCCCGUGCCCAGAGCAAGCGGAAGGCACCCACCUUGACCCUACUGAAGGGCUUCAAGAUCUUCUGAGGGCCAUUCUACAGGAACCUUGGGCUCAGCCGACACUUGGGGCUUCAGGGAAGGGCCUGGUUUGUCCUCUGAUGAACCAAUGGCCCUUGCCCUGUGGCAGAUGGCAGACUCCACCUCCAGCAUCAAGCAGGGUCCCUACGUGCUCACAGUGUGAGAAAGAGGCCCAUGGAGGGAUUCUGUUCUGAGUCCCUGCGGGCCUCGUCCUCCAUGGUAACCUCUGCAGUCACCACCCUGGAAGGAAGCUGUCUCUGUUACAGACAGGAGAGCCGGAGUGAGCUGCAAGCAGAAAGGAACUGCUGUGCCCGUCUUGCAUCAUGACUCUUGCCUGUGCCAACCAUGCCAGGCCAGCUGCAGGCCCUGUUCAAAGAAGCUUUAUCUAUGUGAAGGCUUGUAACAAGCUACAGGAUGGCUGGCCCCGAGGUCCAACUGUCACCUGAUGGUAGGAUGAGGUAGGGCAGCUGUUCAGAUGCCCGAAGCUGGUGCCUCCCGUGCCUUCUGACCUCUCAAAAUCCUGGACUACAAACCCUACAGUUUCUCCAGAAAAAUGUAGUUUAAAAAGUUCUUAUGUGAAAGUUUCGAUAGGGCAAAGAAAUCUGGACAAGAGCGUUUGAUCACUUGGCCCUCAGUGAAGGGCGCAGAGAGGGGCUGUGGGCUGUCCGGGCUAGGGAGUCUCCAGCAUUUUUUUUUUUUUCAGCAGAAUUUGGGAGACUCUUGUGGCCACUUUAUUAGUAAACCCCACCCAGAAUCACUCUUCCCGAGCGUAGUGACCAAGGCUGCAGAAAGUCAUUCUACCCAGUGAUGGUCCUCGGGGAGCCCUCCCUGGCAGGGCCUGGCACUCUCUGGUGGGCACUGCUGGCCUGCCCACCGUUAAGUAGGUGCAAUCUGAUUUGGUUGGGAUUGUUCAAAGCCCAGUUUGGCAAGAUAGAUCCCAAAGCAUUUGGGGUUGAUAAGGCGGACUUGUACAUAAGCUAUUUGGUAUUUUAUCAAGGCUCAGAUGUGAGAAGGCUACUACAGGCAGGAGCUAUAAGCUGUUUCUUUCUUUUAACCAGAACUCUGGGUGAGCAGGCCCAGGAGGGUAUUUUAGAAGGACUGGGCCAGGCACCUGAGCCUGGGAAGCCAGCUCCUUCAGCUCCCAGCCAGCAGCCCCAGGAGCUUGGACUGAGAAUAUCUCUAACCCAGUUUUCAGCUCUGUUUUUUUUUUUAGCUGUAGAAGCUGGCCCUGUGUCCUCACCAACAGGCCAGCUCUGAACUUUAUCUUUUUUUGUUUGGUUGGUUGCAUUUUGAGACAAGGUUUCUCUAUUAUGUAGCUCUGACUGUCCUGGAACUUGCAAUGAAAACCAGGCUGGAGUUGAACUCACAGAGAUCCACCUGCCUCAGCCUUCCGAGUGCUGGAAUUAAAGGCUUCCACCUCACGCGGCUGAACUUUGUACUUUUGAUGCAAGCUGCUUGUGUGUGCUUAGCAGACCACCAUUGUUUGAACCAAUUAUGCAAUUCCAACUGCCCACCUGGAGAAGCAUUUUAAUAAAAGA
Messenger RNA from Psammomys obesus (fat sand rat), 2381 nucleotides. It is a transcript of the gene Rasl12, whose product is annotated as RAS like family 12. NCBI's taxonomy places the organism in Eukaryota, Metazoa, Chordata, Mammalia, Rodentia, Muridae. Gene Ontology annotation, molecular function: GTPase activity; GTP binding. The coding region runs from base 52 to 852 and encodes 266 amino acids. The transcript is spliced from 5 exons. The record is from RefSeq and is a predicted model, not a curated record.